Molecule: messenger RNA, 1356 nt
Organism: Sparassis crispa
Lineage: Eukaryota; Fungi; Basidiomycota; Agaricomycetes; Polyporales; Sparassidaceae
Product: Nucleoporin nup45
Exons: 8
Coding region: 1-1356 (451 amino acids)
Biological process (GO): nucleocytoplasmic transport
Cellular component (GO): nuclear pore
Molecular function (GO): structural constituent of nuclear pore
Source: RefSeq, a predicted model, not a curated record
AUGUCUUUUGGCUCAUGGGGACAGCCUCAACAAUCCACAAAUCCGCUGCUGAGCCAGAGUAACCCUCCCAAACCAGCAAAUCCUCUCUUUGGCUCUUCGCAACCUGGAACUUCAGCGUUUGGGGCGCAAAACCAGGGCCAGGUUUCAAGCCAGGCCCCGUCACUAUUCGGUGCACCUCUAGGACAGACUCAGCAGCCACAGGGUCAAGCUCCCACGCAAACGACGUCGUUUUUUGGAGCACCCAUAAGUCAACAAAGGACACAGCUAAGCUCAUCGUUACUCGGCAGCAAUUUCGGCCAGAACCAGCAGCAGCAGCAGCCUCAGCAGCAGGUGCCGUCCAACUUCUUCAGCCAACCUCCUACGAAUACGCAACCGAGCUCAAUCGGUUCCAUCGGUUCGCUCUUUGGAAACACGCAGAACCAACCGACAGGUCAGACAGGCCAGAUUGGGCAGACGGGACAACAGCAGGGCGCAUAUGGCCUUGGUUUACUGGGGAGCAACGCCAACGCCAACACUUCGACGCUUGGUCAAACUAGUGGUUUUGGCAAUUGGGGCUCGAAUCCUCUACAGGCGCAACCGACACAGACCGCUAGUGCCUUUGGAGCAACGACCGGUCCAUCUCUGUUUGGCAGGCAGCCGUCCCAACAACCAACUUUUGGGGCUAACCAAUUGCCGGCUACGCCGCCUUUCACGAAGUCAACUAGAUUUAAUGACCUGCCAGAUGAAGUCAAAAGAGUCUUUGAGAAUAUCGAUGGGCAAAUUCAAGGCCGCAUACAAAUAAGCAAUGACCUGAAGCAGCGGAAGCUAGGUGAAGAGGCGGUCAAAGGCCAGGAAGUAGUCCGCUCUGUACACAAGGAUCUGCUAAGUGCUAUCACGACGCUACACUCGGAUGUGCUCCGUACACGAGACCUCAAGGCGAAGGUAGAUCAGACCGUGCAAGACACCAUCAUCGCAACACGCAUAGUCGACGGCUUCCGGAACCCUCAGCAGUACGGCGUGCAUCUCAAAAACCAUGCGGAUUUCCCAUUGGAAUUCUUCAACCGUGUGACGGAGCAAAUGCGAGAGCGGCUGAGGUGGUACAAGGCGACCAUUGAACAAAUCGAGCGGAAGCUAUCCUCUGCAGCGACGCAGAGUCAAUAUACCCCUCAAGCUAUAUCUUCCACUCUGGAAGCACAACACGCUACCUUCGUUGCUCUCGCCAGCAAGACUGCUGCGCUCGAUGCGGAGCUGCAGAAAAUCAAAGCACUGUAUACACAGCUGUGGCGCGCACGGACAGGUAGUAUGCGGGAUCCAUUCAAUGAAUUGGACCGGGGUAGCGGAGGGGAAUUCGGUUUGGAGAGCAUCAAUGCCAAGUAA